Messenger RNA from Oxyura jamaicensis (ruddy duck), 1663 nucleotides. It is a transcript of the gene RRAD, whose product is annotated as RRAD, Ras related glycolysis inhibitor and calcium channel regulator. Gene Ontology annotation, molecular function: GTPase activity; GTP binding; calcium channel regulator activity. The record is from RefSeq and is a predicted model, not a curated record. The transcript is spliced from 4 exons. Gene Ontology annotation, biological process: negative regulation of high voltage-gated calcium channel activity. Gene Ontology annotation, cellular component: plasma membrane. Lineage: Eukaryota; Metazoa; Chordata; Aves; Anseriformes; Anatidae. Bases 117 to 1028 code for a protein of 303 amino acids.
CGGCGGCAGCGCCAGCAGUGAGCUGUGGCAGCGGGGAAGCCCGGCUCUCUUCUCUCUCCCUCAGGAGCACGUCGAGGGACGAGCGGGGCGGCUCCUCUCAGCAACCCGGCGCCCCCAUGACCCUGAACCGCGGCGCCAAGCUCCGCUCGCUGGAGAAGCGGCGCGGCAGCAUGCCCUUCGCGGCGCACCAGCACCUGCACCGGCGCAGCAUGCCGGUGGACGAGCGGGACCUGCGGGCCGCCCUGCCGCACGACGAUCUCUCCGGCCUGGUGCGCUGCACCUCGUACAGCCCCGGCGAGGCGCACCGGGAGAGCUGGGCCUCCGACUCCUCCGACUCCGUCAUCUCCUCGGGCAGCGACUCGGACGGCCGGCUCUACAAGGUGAUCCUGCUGGGCGAGCACGGCGUCGGCAAGACCAGCCUGGCCCGCAUCUUCGGCGGCGUCGAGGACUGCGCGGAGGCGGAGGAGGCCGGCAACACGUACGACAGAUCAAUCGUGGUCGACGGGGAAGAAGCGUCUCUGGUCGUGUUCGAUAUCUGGGAGCAGGAUGAUAGCCAAUGGCUUCAGAACCACUGUAUGAAAAUGGGAGAUGCCUAUAUUAUUGUAUACUCAGUGACUGACAAAGUUAGUUUUGAAAAGGCCUCUGAACUAAGGAUCCAGCUACGAAGAGCAAGGCAAACGGAAGACAUUCCUAUUAUUCUCGUGGGCAAUAAGAGCGACCUGGUCAGGUCCCGGGAAGUCUCAGUUGAUGAGGGACGGGCCUGUGCCGUUGUGUUUGACUGCAAGUUCAUUGAGACCUCAGCUGCUCUUCAUCAUAAUGUCAAAGAUCUAUUUGAAGGUAUUGUUCGGCAAAUUAGACUUCGCAAAGACAGUAAAGAAGACAAUGCUAGAAGGAUGGCCAACACAAAAAGAAGAGAAAGCAUAGGCAAAAAGGCCAAGCGAUUCCUUGGGAGAAUUGUGGCAAAGAACAAUAAGAAGAUGGCUUUCAAAGCAAAAUCAAAGUCUUGCCAUGACUUAUCUGUGCUUUAGAAGCUUUCAGCGAGGCCAGAUAUCGCACGUGGGAGGCGAACAAGCAUUUGACUGUUGAAGUGUAUGGAUGAUCCUCAUGGUGAUAACAAGAAUGAGUUAUCAUUGAGACUCUCGUUAAUGCCUUAAGGUGCACAAGCAAGUCCAGAACUUACAUUACGAUGUCUACUUCAUUGAUAAAUGGCUAAAGUUUCAAUAUAUACAAGUAAAUGAACUAACUUUAAAUAAGUGGCUUGACAUGCCCACACUUUCAUUAUGUACAUAUAUUAUAUAUCCUCUUGUCCUGUGGAUAACAGAGAUGCAAAGAUAAGAAAAGAUGAUGAUGAUAAGUAUCACCAUAGACUUGUCUCGUUUGCAGAGCAAAACUUAAAUUUGUACGCAGGCUCGUACACUCUUUUUAGUAUAAAGCAAGCAAAGAUAAAUCUUUUUAAACUUAAAUAUGGGGUGGGGGGAGUAGAACCACACUAGAAUGGGAGUAAAACAAAUUUAUAUAUAUAGUUAAAUACAGAACAGAUGUCAUUUUAUGAAGUUAAUUUGCACUUCCAUUAACUGUUAUUCAAUUAAUUUGUUACUUGUUUACAUGCAGAUUUUAUAAUAAAGUAUUAUUUCCUGUUAUAAUAAACUGUGCUUUUCUCAUA